GGUGUGUGUCGGGGUGCAGGUGCGCGCCCCCGGAACCACUACAACUGGUACAUUAUUUCCCGGGGAGCAUUUCAGCGACGCACUGUUGCCAGCUUUUUCUCAGACGUGUUUGUAAUCGGAUAAAUCCAUCAGUCAUUUUGGCAUGACCGAGCCCGCAGAGAACUCAAACAACUACGAGGAGCUGUUUGCCCACAGGUUUUCGUCGGAGGACCGUGAAUAUCAGCAGUAUGUGAGCCGGCCCGCCGACCCUCCGCCCGUGGUGGAGGACUGGAGGGGCCGCGGAGGUGGCGGCGCAAGAGGCAGAGAUAACAGGUAUCAGGAGCGCCGUGGCCACAGAGGCCGCGGUUGGGGGCGAGACAGGAGUUGGGGAGGAGAGUAUCGUGAGCAGCAUUACAGACAUGACAGAGACAGAAGCUGGGGACACGGAAGUGGGCAACAGUCCGGCCAUUCACGUUACAACCAGGGAUACAACUCCUACAAUCAGAGACCACACUACAAUCGUUACUGAUCUUUACUCAAAAUUCCUCAGUGUUGACAUUGUACCCAGCCCUGCUGUCUGUAAUGCAACAUCAAUUCUGAUGUGUUUUUUUGUUUUUUUUCAUGUGUUUGCUGCGACCAACGUCUUACAGUUACUCAUUAUCAGUGUAAAAUAUGCAAAAUGUGUUUUUCUCAAGUGAGUACCUGUCCGUUAUCUGAUGUUAUUCUUUCAGUCACUUUUUUUAACUCAAAAUUUUGCAGUGGAACCAGUCAGUGGUCAAUGAAAACUUGUCACCUAAAAAAUCGUGACCAAAUCUAUGACUUGCAGUCGUCACAACUCCUGGGACUUUUAAUUGCAGGCAACACUGAAAACCAUUUAGUGUGGCUUUAAUAUAUCAGAAAAAUAGCUACAAUGUGUUACCACUGCAUAGGAGAUCUUUAAUAGUUUACACAAUGGUCAACUUGAAUAAUCUGAAUUAGAUUUUUUUUUUUUUUUCUUGUAAUGGGGAGGUUUGGAAGUCGGUGAUGGUUGCAGAUGCUACAUUAACAUUUUUGUUUCCAAUACUUGAAAUGUUCAGCAGGUCUGGAUAUGUUGUUACAGUGAAUUUACAUUUUGAAAGAAAAUAUACCUGAACUACACGUGUAUUUUCCUAUGUCACAAAGAUGUAUAAGGAUGCAUAUAAGCUGAACUCUCCUCAAUAAAUUUUCUUUUCUUAAUUAUUAUA
Molecule: messenger RNA, 1202 nt
Organism: Myripristis murdjan (pinecone soldierfish)
Lineage: Eukaryota; Metazoa; Chordata; Actinopteri; Holocentriformes; Holocentridae
Product: RNA guanine-N7 methyltransferase activating subunit
Exons: 3
Coding region: 143-508 (121 amino acids)
Biological process (GO): RNA 5'-cap (guanine-N7)-methylation
Cellular component (GO): mRNA capping enzyme complex
Molecular function (GO): RNA binding
Source: RefSeq, a predicted model, not a curated record